Messenger RNA from Physeter macrocephalus (sperm whale), 2320 nucleotides. RefSeq names its product solute carrier organic anion transporter family member 1A2 (gene SLCO1A2). The transcript has 15 exons. The record is from RefSeq and is a predicted model, not a curated record. Gene Ontology annotation, cellular component: plasma membrane. Lineage: Eukaryota; Metazoa; Chordata; Mammalia; Artiodactyla; Physeteridae. Gene Ontology annotation, biological process: transmembrane transport; sodium-independent organic anion transport; bile acid and bile salt transport. Gene Ontology annotation, molecular function: bile acid transmembrane transporter activity; protein binding. The coding region runs from base 248 to 2254 and encodes 668 amino acids.
CCCAGUCAGUGGUGGGUCAACCAGAGCUAGUUUGGGGCUGGCUUAGAUCUGGACUGAUUGGAUUAUAUGGAGCGUUGAUGAGACCUCAGUAGAAAGAGACUAAACUUGUAGGCUGCACAUCAAAAUUUGAAGGAGAAAUUGUGCCUGACUAGUCAGGGGAGGUGCAUUUACCCUGCCAAGGACACUGCAGAACUAAGAAAUAUCAAGAUUUAAAGCAUAAAUACCUUGGAACACUCAGAAGAGCAGCAUGGGAGACACUGAGAAAAGAAUUGAAACUCAUAGAAUAAGAUGUCUUUCCAAGUUGAAGAUGUUUCUGUUGGCAAUAACAUGUGCGUAUGUAUCCAAAACACUAUCCGGAUCUUAUAUGAAUUCCAUGCUCACACAAAUAGAGAGACAAUUCAACAUCCCAACAUCGCUAGUUGGAUUUAUUAAUGGAAGCUUUGAGAUUGGAAAUCUUUUAUUGAUUAUAUUUGUGAGUUAUUUUGGAACUAAACUGCAUAGACCUAUAAUGAUUGGUGUCGGAUGUGUGGUUAUGGGCCUUGGGUGUUUCUUACAAUCACUACCUCAUUUCCUCAUGGACCGAUAUGAAUAUGAAUCUACAGUUUCAGUUUCUGGUAAUUUGUCCUCAAACAGUUUCUUGUGUAUGGACAACGGAACCCAGAUUUUCAAACCAACAGAAGAUCCAUCAGAAUGUGUGAAGGAAGUUAAAUCAUUAAUGUGGGUGUAUGUACUAGUUGGAAAUAUUAUACGUGGAAUUGGUGAAACUCCCAUCAUGCCUUUGGGUAUUUCCUACAUAGAGGAUUUUGCCAAAUCUGAAAACUCUCCUUUAUAUAUUGGGUUUAUAGAAACAGGAGCCAUCAUUGGUCCUUUGAUUGGACUUUCGUUAGCGUCAUUCUGUGCAAAUGUUUAUGUUGACACUGGAUCGGUGAACACAGAUGAUCUGACCAUAACUCCCACUGAUACUCGUUGGGUUGGUGCAUGGUGGUUUGGCUUUUUGGUUUGUGCAGGAGUGAAUGUGCUUACUUCAAUUCCUUUUUUCGUUUUGCCCAAAACGCUUCCAAAGGAAGGACUAGAGGAUAUUGCGGAGACUGUUAAAAAAGACAAAGAAGAGAAACAAAGCGAAGUCAGGAAGAAAAGGGUUGGAAUCACUAAAGAUUUUUUACCAUUCAUGAAAAGUCUUUUGUGCAACCCAGUUUACAUGCUUUUCAUACUAGUAAGUGUGCUGCAAUUCAAUGCAUUUGUCAAUAUGAUCUCCUUCAUGCCUAAAUAUCUGGAACAGCACUAUGGAAAAUCAGCUUCAGAUGCAAUCUUUCUCAUUGGUAUUUAUAACUUACCUCCAAUAUGCAUUGGAUAUAUAGUUGGUGGUUUAAUUAUGAAGAAGUUCAAGAUUACUGUCAUACAAGCUGCCCACAUAGGAUGUUGGUUAUCUUUAACUGAGUAUCUUCUCUAUUUUUUGUGUUUUCUCAUGAUCUGUGAUAAUUCUUCAGUUGCUGGCAUGACCACCUCUUAUGAAGGAGUGCAACAAGAUUUACAUGUGGGAAAUGUCAUCCUUGCUGACUGCAACAUGGAUUGUAACUGUCCAACUAAAAUAUGGGACCCUGUAUGUGGAAACGAUGGUUUGUCAUACAUGUCAGCUUGUCUUGCAGGUUGUGAGACAUCCUCUGGAACAGGAAUAAACAUGGUGUUCCAAAAUUGUAGCUGCAUUCAAACACCAGGAAAUUCAUCUGCAGUUCUUGGGCUAUGUGACAAGGGACAGGAAUGUUCCAUGAUGCUCCAGUACUUUUUAAUCUUGUCAGUGUUCAGCAGUUUCAUCUAUUCUUUAUCUGCCAUCCCUGGAUAUAUGGUUCUCCUGAGGUGUAUCAAGCCUGAAGAGAAGUCUCUUGGUGUGGGAUUACAUGCAUUUUGCACAAGGGUAUUAGCUGGAAUUCCCGCACCUAUAUAUUUUGGAGCUUUAGUGGACUCCACAUGUUUACACUGGGGUACUUUGAAAUGUGGUGAGUCAGGGGCAUGUAGGAUAUAUGAUUCCACCAACUUCAGAUACAUCUACCUUGGGUUGCCAGCAGCACUAAGAGGAUCAAGCUAUAUUCCAGCCUUUUUAAUCCUCAUUAUUUUGAGGAAGUAUCGUCUACCAGAGGAAAAUGCCUCUUCAGAAACUAUGCUUGAGGCCAAGUUUACAGGGAAGGAAAAUGAGGGCAAAGAGAUGGACCAAAAUUCCAAAGUUUUGAAUGAUGAUGAAUUGAAAACUAAACUAUAAUGCUCUUUUAUAUCAUGCUUCGCAGAAUUGGAGAACACACUACAACUUAAUUGUUUUUAAAAUCAA